Diaporthe citri is the source of this 1248-nucleotide messenger RNA. RefSeq lists its product as uncharacterized. Bases 1 to 1248 code for a protein of 415 amino acids. The record is from RefSeq and is a predicted model, not a curated record. The transcript has a single exon. Gene Ontology annotation, biological process: lipid metabolic process. NCBI's taxonomy places the organism in Eukaryota, Fungi, Ascomycota, Sordariomycetes, Diaporthales, Diaporthaceae.
AUGCGACUCCUUUCUUCUCUAAUUGCCCUGCUCGCCCUCGACCCGGCCAGCCUCGCCGGCUCGUCCGCCGAGCCCCACCCCGAGCCCCAACAGCGACCAAUCUCUUCCCCUUCGAGCGACGAUGGGUACCCCCGGGCCAGUAGCGUCUCCACAGCCUUCUUCGCGUCGCUCGAGCGCCUCGCCCGCCUGGUAGACAUCACAUACUGCGUCGGGACCACGGGCAUCUCCCCGCCGUUCUCGUGCGCCUCGCGCUGCAAGGAGUUCCCCGACCUGCGGCUCGCGUCGACGUGGAACACCGGGGUCCUGAUGAGCGACAGCUGCGGGUACGUGGCCGUGGAUCAUGGCCCCGGCCCCAAGCAGCGCAGCGGGAGCGAAGGUGAUGCUGGUGAAGAGGAGGGCGCCAUCGUCGUGGCCUUCCGCGGGACGUACAGCAUCACGAACACCGUCAUCGACCUGAGUACUGUACCGCAAGAAUACGUGCCGUACCCGGAGCCAGAUGACGGGAGUGGGAAUGGGACGGCCAACAAGUGCGACAACUGCACCGUCCACAUGGGCUUCCUGGAAUCGUGGACGCAGGCGCGGAAGCUGGUCCUGCCGGUGCUCAAGAACGUCCGCGCUCGGCACCGCGACUGCCCAAUACACCUCGUAGGCCACAGCCUCGGCGGCGCGGUCGCGCUCCUGGCGGCGCUGGAGCUGAAGGUCGCGCUGGGCUGGGACGACCUGGUCGUGACGACGUUCGGGGAGCCGCAGGCCGGCAACGCGGGGUUCGUGGACUACGUCGACCGCGUCUUCGGGCUCGGCGGGCUUGACGGGUACGACCCGGACCUGGAGCGGAGGGCGUACCGGCGCGUGACUCACGUCGACGACCCGGUGCCGCUGCUGCCGCUCAGCGAGUGGGGGUACAGGCCGCACGCCGGGGAGGUCUUCAUCACCAAGCCCGAGCUCUCGCCCGCGGUCGAGGACCUGAGGCUUUGUCGCGGCGACGAGGACCCGGCUUGCAUCGCUGGCGCCGACAGCGACGUGCUGGCCCAGGUGGCAGAGGCCGUGGCUGAGUUACCUCGAGCGCAGGGUCGAUACGAGGGCUGGCUGGACACGCUGUCCGGCGUCCCGUCGAGGCUGAAGCUCUGGCAGCUACUUUUUGCCCAUCGGGAUUAUUUCUGGAGGCUUGGCCUUUGCGUCCCUGGCGGUGAUCCUUCUGACUGGGGACGGCCACCGUACAAUGUCAGCUCACAUCCGGAUGAGAUGUGA